This is a messenger RNA of Fundulus heteroclitus (mummichog), 3245 nucleotides long. RefSeq names its product formin-binding protein 1. NCBI's taxonomy places the organism in Eukaryota, Metazoa, Chordata, Actinopteri, Cyprinodontiformes, Fundulidae. The coding region runs from base 256 to 2148 and encodes 630 amino acids. The transcript has 18 exons. Gene Ontology annotation, biological process: signal transduction. The record is from RefSeq and is a predicted model, not a curated record. Gene Ontology annotation, molecular function: protein binding.
GUGAUUGCUUCACACACACACACACACACCCCGAGCCUCAGCAUCCCCUCCGUGACGACAAAGAGGUGAUGCUCGCUGCGUGACCGUGUCUCCUCCCGGUGCUGCUCGGUGAGACGGGAUCCACGGACAGGCGGACGGGGUUCGGUUCCGUCCCGGAGGAUGCGCAGCGCGCACGUCGGCAGCAGCAGCAACAGCAGCAGCAGGUCGCGCUGAUCGAGGUUCGGUACCGUCAAGACGGAGCAGCAGAACGGAACCAUGAGCUGCAACUGGGGCACCGAGCUGUGGGAUCAAUUUGAUAAUCUGGAAAAACAUACGGGCUGGGGGAUCGACUUCCUGGAGAGAUACACCAAGUUUGUGAAAGAGCGAGCUGACAUCGAGCUGAGCUACGCCAAGCAGAUCAGGAGCCUGUCUAAGAAGUACCACCCAAAGCGAAGCAGAGAGGAUGAGAGCAGGUACACCUGGUGUUUGGCGUUUGCAGCAACUCUGCAGCAGCUGAAUGAAAUGGCAGCUCACAGAGAAGACUUGGCGGACAGCCUUCACACACAGAUCGUCUGUGAACUGGUGAGGUACACCCAGGAGCUGAAGGCCGAGAGGAAAACGCAUUUCCAAGAUGGCCGCCGUGCUCAGCAGCACAUAGAAAGCUCUUGGAAGCAGCUGGAAUCUAGCAAGCGCCGAUUCGAGCGCGACUGCAAGGAGGCGGAGCGGGCUCAACACAUCUCAGACAGGAUUGACCUGGACAACAAGGCGGAUGGAGAAAAGCGCUGCUCUCUGAAGGCUCGUCAGACGGCUCAGCAGAAACAACAAGCUGCUGAGGAUUCUAGGAAAGAAUACGUGACUAGUUUAAAUCAGUUCAACCAGGACCAGCACCAGCACUACCGCACUCUGGUACCAGUGAUAUAUCAGCGCAUUCAGGACAUGGAGGAGCGGCGGAUUGAACGAAUUGCUGAAGCGAUGCGUCUUUCAGCUGAAUCGGAGAGAAAGGUUCUUCCUGUGGCGAGUCGCUGCCUGGAUGCCAUGAUGGACGCCGCUGAAAGCAUCCAGCCCAGGAAAGACACCGGUCAUGUGGUGGAAGUGUACAAGUCUGGCUUCGACCCUCCAGGCGACGUUGAGUUUGAAGAUUACAGCGCUACCAUGAGGAGGAGCAUCUCUGAAUCCAGCUACCUUGACAACAGGGCUGAGGGGCGGAGACACAGCAGGAAGCUGUGGCCGUUCCUCCGGAAAAACAAGCUGCUGCAUCUCCUCUCAUCCCCAAGACAGCCCCCUCCUCCACCACCAACAUCACCUUCACCUGGAGAAGUGGUCAACAGCUCCCAGUCUCCGCCCACCGGCUCCAGAGAACCAAUCACGCAGCGGCUCAGUGAUCUCAUGAGCUCUGGCUCCAGAACCAGGAAGCAGUGUCUCCGAAGCCUGAAGAGAGGGCUGUCCCUUAAACUGGGAUCUAGUCUAGCAGACUGCAGCCACCUUCCUCCUGAGCAGAGGCGCAAGAAACUUCUGGGCCGGAUAAACAACAUCAACCAGGAGAUCCAGAGAGAGCGAGAGCAAAGAGAUGCUCUGCUCAAGAUGAGGGAUGUUUAUGAACGAAGUCCACAGAUGGGCGAUGCCAGAAGUUUGGACCCUCGAUUGGAGGAAGUGAAGCUCAACCUGCAGAGACUUGAAGAGGAACUGAGGAGAAACCAGGUGUGGCUUUCAGAGGCGGAUGGUGGUCUGUCUGAUCACAGCAGCAGGAGACAGAGCGGAGGUUGUGGGUUAAACUCCCAGGCAACAACACCAGGCAGCAGCAGCUUGAAGCAGCUGAAUAACCGCAGCCCAGCCAGCAGAGAGAGUCCCGAUGGCAGCUACACUGAGGACCAAGGAGCAGAACUUCACUUCAAGUCCCGCAGCUCAGAGUUUGAUGAUGACUUUGAUGACGAAGAACCGUUACCGAGUAUAGGCACCUGCAAGUCUCUGUACCCAUUCCAAGGUCAGAACGAAGGAACUCUGUCGAUGGUGGAGGGAGAGCUCCUGUCGGUGGUGGAGGAGGAUAAAGGUGAUGGUUGGACCAGAGUUCGCAGGAACCUGGAGGAGGAGGGAUAUGUUCCCACGUCCUACAUCAAAGUCUUCCUGGACAACAGCGCUAAAGGCUUUGUGCAGAGCAGUCGACUUGUGUAGCGCAUCUGUUAGCUUAUCAGGACAUCUUGCAACAGGAAGUGAUGAAAAAGUCUGGUGUCGUCUUCUGAUUGGACCGGAUGUCUCCAGAUAUUUCACCCAAUGCGUUGGCAGAUGGUUUUUGAUGAACAGAAACCUCCAGAGUGAAAAAAGGAAUCAGAGAUUGAUCAGCCCUUCAGGACUUAUUUUCACUGAUGAAAUGUAGAUAGAGUUGAUCUUGAUGUCCAGAAAAAAACUAUUACUGGUUCAACAUAAAAUGCCCUGGAGUUAGUUCCAGAAGUUGGACCCAACAUCAUCAGGUAAGAAACUGACACUAAUCGCUAGAAACCUGUCAAAUCAAUCUGAUUUGCUUCUGACCGGAAACGUAAGAAUAGAAACAAAAAGGAACUGAAGCAAAAUGUCGCAGGCUGUGAUGCCGCUGCGCAUUGACUUUUCAACUAAACCCUUUCAGCUUCUACUGUACAUAUGAACCCUACCGACACGGUGUUGCCCUGCGCCUGCAGGUAUUUGCCACGCCCACAACGGGGGCGCCCAUUUAGGACCUUAAUUGAUUAUUAAUGAAUAUAUUAAAUGUGUGAAAUGUGAACGUUUUGAUAUAAAGGAGCAACAAGUAAGAAAUUUACUGUAAAUUCAACCUAAAUAAUUCUCAUUCGUCAUGAAGGACGGAAGUAUCAUUCCCUAGAAACAAUCGGUCCUCUCCAUCAACGAUGUCUUAGUCACAUUUUUCCGCCUUUCAAACCUAGAGGUUCUGUCCAGAACGACUUCGGUUCUGAGUGUAACUCAUGUUUACUUCCUGGUUCCUGAGCCAAUCAUAUGAGAGUUCCCAGGGUUCCCAGCACAGAGCGCAGACAUGGACGCCAGUAAGAGAAGCGGACCAGAACCAGAACAGAACACACCAUAGACCCGUUCAGGAAACGGCGUAAUAGGCUGUCGUGUUGUUCUGAUUUGAAACACUAGGAGUCAUUGUUACUUAUUGCUCCUUUAAUAAUUAGCCCACUGACAAGUUAUUUAUUAACAGAUUGUUUUUAGGAGUUUUAAGAGCACGCCAUUUUUAACUUACUGUAUGUAAAAGUUUCAAAAUAAAGUCCACACUGAGUUGA